Messenger RNA from Oryzias latipes (Japanese medaka), 4580 nucleotides. The record is from RefSeq and is a predicted model, not a curated record. Lineage: Eukaryota; Metazoa; Chordata; Actinopteri; Beloniformes; Adrianichthyidae.
UCAGUUUAGCUUCGGAGAAGCCCCCCUCUGGUUUAGCGAAGCCUGGGGAGGACGGGGAGCAGAGGAGGCGUUUGUGGAGCAGCUCGCCGGGACAGGAGGCCCACGGGGCGGUGCUGCUGCCGCCGCCGCUGCAGCUGUCAAUCAGGGGGGUCCGGGUGGAGGGGGCUCUGCUGUUCCUCUUAUCAUCUGUCUGCUCCCUCAGAGGACAGGAAACAGAGCCUCGUCGGGCUGUCCGGUCUCUGGACGGUGCCGGCUGUUUUUGAGGUGGAGCAGUGACGGCUGCAGGUGGUGCUGGGGAGCCCGGGAGCCCGCCUGCUGGGGAGCCCGUCUGCUGGGGAGCCCGUCUGCUGGGGAGCCCGUCUGGUAGGGAGCCCGCCUGCUGGGGAGCCCGUCUGCUGGGGAGCCCGUCUGCUGGGGAGCCCGUCUGCUGGGGAGCCUGUCUGGUAGGGAACCCGUCUGCCGAGCCCAAGCAGUCCAGAGAGGCCAGAGGAAAAUGCUGGGAAAAGGUCAAAGUGGAGGAUACCCCCCUGAGAUGAGUGAGACCCUUCAGAGCCUCCCUGUGCCGCCGUUGGAGGCGGCAGAGAAGAAGGGCCUCCAGCUGGGCGUCUCCCUGGCGGCCCCUCUGCAGGCGGCCCCUCAGCCGCAGAACCAGCAGCUCCUCUUCUCUCCGGCCAGCCUCCAACUCGCUCAGCUUCAGGCUCAGCUGACGCUGCAGCGGCUCAAACUGGCCCACGGAGGCAGCGCCGCCGCUGCUUCCAGUGUUUUAAAUCAGUUACUAUCCAAUGCCAACAUGUUCAACCAGCUACAGACUCCGUCUAUCGUUGGCAACCCACCGGGGGCUUUUCCCACCGCCGUGAUGGGCUUUCCCUCUUCAAAUGCAGCCGUGAGGCCUUCGGUCAGUGUAGGACUGAACCAAAGCUCUGCGAACGUGAGACUGAACCCCAUCUCUGGAGAGUACGGGAAACCACCAGGCUCUGUUUUCUCCUGUGACUCCGACAGACGUUUUCAGUUCGGUUCAGCCGCAGCCUCGUCUGCAGCCUCGGUCAGUGCAGGAGACCAGCAGUUCUCUGGGAUCACCACUCAGGCUCAGAACACCGGCAUUCAUCGAGAUUUCUUUGGACAAGACGUUCCAGCCGGGUUUCCUGCCAAAGAGCAGAACUCUGCUGCUCGUAAGGAGCAGUGGAAAGGGCCCAACAACACUCUAGCUGGACAGGUGGACAUGGUUUCUAAUCCUCCUGCCAUGUGGAUCCCACCCGGACAGCCCACUCAGUCCAGAACAGAACUGUAUGACCCAGAGGAGCCAACCGCUGAACCCAAGUUAAACUGCCGUGCUGGGAUUUCUGCUUUUGGCUCAAGCUGCACCGCAGGGUUUGGGGGCUUCCCGCCCCUGCAUGGAAGCGAGGAAACCCUGUCUUCAGGCGUUCGGACACUUCAGCCCUACCAAGUGAAUGAUUAUUAUGACGUAACACCCACUCAGCUGCCCCACCAGUGCAGCAUCUGUGACAAAAAGGUCUACAAUCUCAAGGACUGGGACCAGCACGUGAAGGGGAAGUUACACCUGCAGAACCGAACCUUCUACACAACCGACUGCUCUGCCGCCGCCGCCGCCGCCGCCGCAUCAGCCGGUCACUACGCUGGCAGCAGGCCCCCUGAGGGAGCUCUGAACCCUGGAGGAAACACCGCCGUCCCCUGCUCUGCUGCAGGUCAAGGUUUUCAGUUGGUUAUUCCUGGUCCCAGGAGCACCAGUCUGACCGCCAACCAUCACGCGUUAGCCAGCAAGCUGUUUGCACCCAGCCAGGCCUCGGCGGGCCGCGUCGUUCACAUCUGCAAUCUUCCUGAGGGAAGCUGUACAGAGAAUGAUGUCAUCAACCUGGGCCUGCCCUUCGGCAAAGUCACCAACUACAUUCUGAUGAGAUCCACACAUCAGGCGUUUCUGGAGAUGGCUUAUGAUGAAGCAGCUCAAGCAAUGGUUCAAUACUACCAGCUGACUCCAGCCAUGAUCAACAACCAGAAGCUCCUCAUACGGAUGUCCAAACGGUACAAGGAGCUCCAGCUUAAGAAACCAGGUAAAGAUGUUCUGACGGUCAUCAAGGACAUCACCUCACAAAGAGAAAGGGAGGAGAUGCAGGAACUAGAGCACUUCAUGCUGGAGAGGCCGCGCUCUCGCAGCCCCAUCAACCACAGUCCCCCCUCCCACAGCCCCAGCUUUGCAUCAUGCGGCUCUGCUCACAGCCCCCCAGCAGCACUGUGCAGGGGUCCGGAGAGGAAUGGGCUCGGCCCCCACCGGAGCUCUUGGGUUUGGCCGUCCCACGUGAGGAGGAGCGAGGAGGAGAGGGAUCGGGAGGAUCCCUGGAGAAACGGAGGCAGCGUGGAUGACGAUCUACCGAACGGACGAGCUGCCGCCCGGCGGAACACCUACCAGAAACACUCAGACUUUGGAGACGGAAUGAGGGACAACAGAGAGCGGCCCCCCCGGGGCAGCCCGCAGGGCUUUAGCUCCUACAGGAGCCUGGAGGAUCAUUUCUACUCUGAGCAAAUGUACAAGUCAGAGAAGUGUCUCAGGCCUUCAUACCCCCGGCAUGACAUGAAGACAAAGAGGAGGGACGGAGGCGAUUACCACGUCCGCUACAGACAUCCGGACUUUAACUUGGCUGAGGAGCCACCAUGCAGACCUGCAGAAGGUUCACCAGGGAGGAGGAGUAAGAGGUCCAGCAGGAGGCAGGAAUCUGCAGAGAAGCACGAGAAAGAAACAGAAAACAAUGAGUCCGGGUCAAAAGAAAAAUCCAUUUCACCACAAGAGAACACUAAAACAAAAGAGGAAGAUGGAGACGCUAAGAAACACCAGGAAAGUGGCGAAGACACCGAUGAAGAGUGCUGGUUUCCAACCAACAUGGAAGAGCUGGUCACUGUGGACGAAGUAGGCGGAGAAGAUGACUCCAUCAUUGAGCCGGACCUCCCUGAGGUGGAGGGUUUUGCAUCCUGCCCCAAAGAGACCGGAGUGGAGGCGUCAGUGGAGAAGCCUCCAGCACCGCCUUCCUUAGAGCCGCAGGAGAUUCUGACCCAAAAACCGGAGCAGGAAAACUCCGGUGAGGAAACAGGAGUCCAAACAGAAGCCUGUGUGAGUAACAAAGAAGGUGAUGAAGCAACCGCAUCCAGCCCUGAAGAACAGAAAGCAGAGCCAGAAGGUUCUGGGCCGCCGGUCACACACUUCCCCAGGGAGGACCUCAAGGCUGCAGUGGAGGAGAUGUGCUUAGACGACCAUACAGAGCCGCCCACUGAGCCGCAAGAGGACACCAUGGAAAACCCCGUCUGCUCACCAGAGGACAGCCAAAACCAAGAAGAACAGGCCGCAGAACUAAUCCAUAACAAAGAUCCAUCAACAGAAGAAAGUCCUCAAAAAGAAAUGGAGGUCCCUGCUUCCUCUGCAGCCCAGGACAAAGCUGUCAGCGAGCACAGCAUUCCUCUGGGAGUGGAGUUUAUCGUGCCGAGUUCUGGCUUCUACUGCAAACUCUGUGAACUGUUCUACACCAGCGAGAGCGCGGCCAAGACCACGCACUGUCGCAGCACCGUGCACUACAAGAACCUGCAGAAAUACUUGUCCCAGCUGGCAGAGGACAGUCUGUCGAGCGUCCUGAACUAGUCCCCCGCUGGCGAGGGCUUAACCUUUCACCUCUGGGACAGCAAACAGCGGGGGACAGCCUCAUACUGGUGUCCAGUUUGUGCAGACCCGGGGAGAGCUGUGGCGACAGAAGACAGAAGCUUGAAUGGGUUGUCAUGAUGACGUUUGUGUACGAUUCUGCUGUAAGUUGUGCGGUUGUGUACAUAGAUUACAUGAAGUGAAUGAACAGCAUUUCUUCAAAUCGUUUUCUUUACUGUGUGAAAGUCUUUCAUAGAGAAGCUUAGCCGGUUUGUUGGGUUCAAAUGUGAAGCCUAAAGGAAAAACAAGACUAUUAUCAGUAACCAUUGAAUUCAGGCCCAUCAGAGACAACGACCUACACAAACAGAAGAUGCUGGCAGCAUUUGUUGGUAUCUGUUCUGUACCCAGUUUGUGUCUUAAUUCUAAAUGAAGUAGAAUACCAAUGUGGUUUGAGUUCUUGAAGUGUGUUUUUGUUCAGCUUGUAUUUGGGGCAGAAUGAGCUCCUGGGGGGCCGCAGGUUUUCCUCUCUAAGGAAAACGAGGCACAUUCUCAGGUCAGCGGGGCUUUUCAGGUGAUUUCUGUGCAUUUUUUCUGUCUGUUACGGGACUCGUCUGCAGGUUUCUACUGUUUUUUCUUCUUCUUCUCCCUGAUUGUAUUUGUAUCGAGUUAAACCCUUUCAUUAUUUAAAGUUAACUAUGAAAUAAAGAAGUAAGAAGAUGUUUUGUUGAUGAAACAGUCAAAGACUCACCGUCACAUAAUACCUCAAAAUGCUGAACUUGGACCACGUGUGAAUCAACACAGGGUCUCAUGUUUCGGUGGCCAGACUCUGUUUUUCCACACUGUGAAUGAUGAUACUGUGAAAACAACAACCGUCUUGUUCAUUAGAAACACGGUCAAAAGAAUUUUGAUGCAAACAGAAAUAAAACAACAAAUCUAAAGUGAA